GCCAUUUUUAACUCCUUUUGGCUUUCCUGACGCCUUCCGCCACACAGCUGUGGUUCUGCAGCCUGGUUAGCUGGAUGGAAACAGUGGAACGGAUUUUUCAAAAGCCCAGGUUGCUAGCCUGAAAAUGCUGCCAUUCGGUUUUUAAUUUGGAGGAUCGCUGAUGGCAUUUUUGCACGCGGUUGGUUGCUUGGAAGGCACUGUUCUUUUGCAAGAGGAUCCGCGAGAAGCGCCAAGGAAUUGGCAUGCACGCUAAGCUUUGGGCCCCUCUUCCUUUGCCUUGUAGAGCUCAGGGCUUCCUCGCAUCUCUUGCAGCAAUGGGCUACUGCUCUCUGCAGCUUUGGUGGAGGAGGUUUCAGCCCCUUGGCUUUGCGGGUUGCCUGUGGCAGGAAAUGACUGAGCAGAGCAGAGUUCCGCAUCAACUGGGAGCUGAGAAUCAUAGUCCAGUUUGCCACAUCAAGGGCAAGCUGAGAAUCCCAUCCGCCUUACCCGCUGCCCAAUUUCCCCGGGGCCAUGAGCCAAGUGGGGCCUGAUUUGCCACCUCCGCCUCCUCUGCCGAUGAAGGUUGACGGAGCUGUAGAAGCCGCCGGGGAGCCACCGAGGUCAGGGCGGGUUUCAAGCCACAGGUCUUACCUAGCAGCCGCUGUGCUGUGCUACAUCAACCUGGUGAACUACAUGGAUUGGUUCACCGUAGCAGGUAAGCCGGUGCUCCAAGACAUACAGAAAUACUUCAGCCUCGACGACAGCACGGCAGGUCUGCUGCACACAGGUUUCAUCCUCUGCUUCUUGUUUGCGGCACCCCUUUUCGGAUACCUCGGCGACCGAUACAAUCGGAAAAUCAUCCUGAGCGCUGGGAUAGUCUUCUGGUCGGGCAUUACCUUCGGGAGCUCGUUCAUCCCCGGGACGAUGGCCUGGCUGUUCUUCCUGGCACGUGGUCUGGUCGGUGUUGGCACCACCAGUUACUCCACCCUUGCACCCACCAUCAUCGCCGACUUGUUUGAGAAGGACCGCAGGACUUGGUUGCUCUCCAUCUUCUAUAUCUUCAUUCCGGUCGGAAGCGGGCUCGGUUACAUCUUGUCAUCUGGAAUGGCCCAAGCGACUGGCUUCUGGGGCUGGGGAUUUAGAGUUACCCCCUGUAUGGGGCUGGUGGGCGUGGUUCUUCUGGUCACCUUGGUCCCUGCAUCAACCCGCCGUACCGUCGAGACGCACGUCACAACCCAUCCCAGGGAGGCUGGCGCACACUCAACUUGGUCCCAGGAUGUCUGGUCUCUGUGCAAAAACCGGAGUUUCGUAUGCUCCUCGCUGGGCGUGACCGCCAUGGCUUUCAUCACGGGAGCGCUGGGCUUCUGGAUGCCCGCUUUCUUUGACAGGGCUCAGAUCGUCCUUGGCCUCAUACAGCCGUGCCUGAAAGAGCCGUGCAAUGCCACCAACAGCCUGAUCUUUGGGGGCAUGACCAUCGCCACUGGCAUCCUGGGGGUCGUUUCCGGAGCCAAAGCGGCCAGAAGGUACAAGAAGGUUAACGCCAAGGCUGACCCUCUCAUUUGCGCCCUGGGCCUGCUCGCCUCUGCUCCUUGUCUGUAUCUGGCAAUCAUGCUGGCCGGGGAGAGCAUCAUGGCUACCUACAUUUUCGUUGCCCUUGGAGAAUUUCUGAUUUCUUUAAACUGGGCUGUUGUGACCGACAUACUCUUGUACGUGGUGAAGCCCGAAAGGCAUUCGACGGCUGUCUCUCUGCAGCUCUUCGUUGCCCAUUUGCUGGGUGAUGCUGGCAGCUCCUACCUCCUUGGAAUCAUCUCUAGUGCCAUCCAGAAGAGUCGGGGAAGUGCUUCCCACUUCUCAUCCUUCCGGAGCCUGCAGUACAGCUUCGUCGUCUGUACCUUUGUCUCCGUCUUAGGGGGAGGCUUCUUUCUCCUGACGGCCUUAUACAUCGAGGAAGAUCAGAGGAAAGCAGCCCCUCCAGUCCAAGGCACUGAGAACAAAAGUUACAUCUCUGAUGAGGCAGAACUCAGAGGUGGCAUCCCUGCCAUGUAGGAGGACCGUUUUCUUCCCUUCAUGGUGAGGCACAGAAGACUUGAAUACCAACACGCCCUCCAUCUGGGGAGGAAAACAAGCUUCCGUGACUGACGUCUGCAUGUGGCAUUCCAUUCGUGCCCGAGAUCGUGUGGCAGCCCUCCAUCCGCACCUCUCAAACUGGCUCCGGGGUUUGCCAGGGAAUCUGGUGGCUCCAGAAGCCAAUAAUGCAGGACUGAUGAAGCAGAGACUCUCCCCACUUUACAUUAAGGAGGCACAAACCAGUAGAAGACACGUCAUAUAUUUAUAUACUGUAUGCUCAACUCUUAUUGAAACUUGGUACACCACA
Messenger RNA from Hemicordylus capensis (graceful crag lizard), 2353 nucleotides. RefSeq names its product SPNS lysolipid transporter 3, sphingosine-1-phosphate (putative) (gene SPNS3). Gene Ontology annotation, cellular component: membrane. Gene Ontology annotation, molecular function: transmembrane transporter activity. The record is from RefSeq and is a predicted model, not a curated record. The coding region runs from base 511 to 2025 and encodes 504 amino acids. Gene Ontology annotation, biological process: transmembrane transport. Lineage: Eukaryota; Metazoa; Chordata; Lepidosauria; Squamata; Cordylidae. The transcript has 12 exons.